UCGUACUGUAAAGUUAAAUGCGGCGCUUAUUAAAAAGCAGCUGUUAACACAGCGGCAAAAGAAAAUAUUUUUACGUUUAAGUUUUUUUCAUUUAUUUGUUUUUAAUUUAUUUUUUCGUAGUUAUUUGUUUUGUUUUUUUCUUUUUUUGUGUAUGUUUGCAAUGAUAAUUUUUAUAACUGAUUAAGUGAUGAAGCAUUUUUUAUAUCAUUUUAAUUACAUUAAAAAAAUGUUUAAUUUUUUUUCUGUUAAAAUUUUGUCUGUAAUAUAAAAUUUUGUCAUGUGAGUGUAAGUAGUGCCUUUUCAAAAAAAUUAAUAAUCAACAAAUGUUUUAGAGAAAAAAAUAUUAAGAAAAAAAUAAAGCUUAGCUUUUAAUAGCUGCAAAGUCAUAUGAUUGUUUUAUAAAAGCAAAAUAUAAUCUGUCAAUCAAAUAGAAAAUAAUGUGUAUGUAACAAAAAUAAUACCUAGUAUAAAUAAAAAUAAGUGAUAAAGCAGUUAAAAUAACAAUAAUUACAAUUCAACAACGUAUUUUGGAAUGUGUUUUCUCGUAUACAACAACAAUAUUUUAGCUGUGCUCAAUGGGAUUAAAUACUCUUACGUGCAUGUUAUCAGUGUCAAGGAAUGAUGUGUAGUGCAUGAAUAUUUCAAACAGUGCCGGUUAUUACAAAAAAACAAUCCACAUAAAAUUUUGUUAUGAGGAAAAAUAUAUUCCUCCUCCAUGUUUUAACCCAAACAAAAAAAUAAUUAACAAAUAAAAAAUAUAAGCUUAUGUUAUUGUUACCAUCACAAAUAAUUUCAAUUGAAAAUCAAAUUCUAUGGGAAAGUGCGUUUCUAAACAUCCGUCAGCUAUAACAAUAGCAUCAGCAGAAUAUCUGACAUCAAAUAAUAAAAUUUUUAUUGAAAAUUAUACUGAUUCUAUAACAAUAAAAAACGAAAAUACCAAUUCUGAUAACAGUAUCUACAUUAAUAGUGAAUAUAUUCCAAUACCAACAACGGAAACAGAUAUCUUAACAGUAAAUCCAGCAACAACAACAGCAACAACAGUACAAACAACAAGAAAAUAUAAAAAAUAUAGUAAAAAUGAUAAAAAUCUUUCUAACAAUACCAUAGUAAUCGAAGAUUAUAAAAAUAAAAAGACAAAAUGUCAAAAAGAGCAACAAAAACAAUAUCAAAAUAAUAAUGAUAAAAAUAGCAAAAAUGAUGGUAAUAAAAGUAAAAAAAGAAAAUUUUCAACUAAAAAUGAAAAAUCUGAAAUUGUUGUUGUAACAAAUCGUAAUAUUGUAAAAAAUCUAACAUCACAAAUUUCCAAAUUUACUAUUACAAAUAGUUGUAUAAAUCCUACAAUAGAACCAACAGCAACCGAAAUAAAUUGUUAUAGUAAGGAUAAUAUUAUUGAUUUUCAAAAUAAAGAGAACAUUCAUGUUGACAACGAUUCCAGUAUUUUACAACAAUCAACAAUAAUAAAACCAGAUUUUGAUAAAAUAAAAAACUUUGAUAAUCAAAAGUUAUCAGAAAAAGAGCAAAUCAACAACAACGACAACACUACACUUAAAAUACAUAGUAACGGUAACAAUAAUAACAAUAACAACAAUAAUACAAUUGAAAUUUUAAAUAGUUGCAAUAGUAACAAUAGCCAUGAUGACAAUAAUGAUGACGACAAUAAUCAACAUGAUAAUGAAAAUCAUGAUACAAAGGCAAUUGCAGGAAUUUCAUUCUGCAAUAAUAAUUACUUCAAUAAGAAAUUAAAAAAAUUGCCAUUAACCAAAGAAAAUAGUAAAAAUCAAAAUAAAUGUAACACUAAAAAUUGCAGUAAUUACUAUUAUAAUAGUAUUAAUAACAGUACGAAUAGUAUAGGCAAUAGAAAUGGAAAUCAUAAUACAAAUGGUAAUGGUAUAUUAUUUAGUGCAAAAAAAAUUUCAUGUUUAAGCAAAAAUGAAAGUCAAGAUUCUCUUGAUACUGAUGAAAUCUUAAAAAGUUUAAAUACAAAGAAAUCUCAUAGCAAUAAGAUUGAUGAAAAUAAAAAUAAUAAUAAUCAAAAUGAAAAUGAUAAAGAAAACAUCUUAAUACAAAAUGAUGAAGAGGAGGAAUUGAAGGAAGUUGCAAGACAAGAUGAGGAAGUGAUUAAAGAAAAUAAUUUCAGUUUACAUAAUGAGGGUCAAACAGAAAGUAAAAAAAAAUCAAAAAAUAUCGGUCCCGAUACAAAGGGUACUGCGAUGUCAUUUGGAUUUCGUAAAAAACUUAAUAAUACACCAAAGAAACAAAAAUUUCUAAAGGAUAAACAUAAUAUAAAGGAUAAUUGCAAUAAUAGUGAUAAUGUUGCUACCGAUGGAACAAUAAUAACAAAUCCUGUACUAAAAGAUGAUUUAAAUAAUUUUCAUGAUAAAAAUGGUAAUUCAGAUACUAUUGAUGCAACAACAAAUAUUACAGCAACGCAACAAAAAUUUAAUUCUACAACAAUUAAGAAUACAUUUGAUAAAAAUGAAACUACUUGGGCAACUCAUCGAACAGCUACACAAUUAUCACAAAAUAAAGAGCACAUCAGUUUAAUGGGUGGCGGUAACGUUAAUGGAAGUGGUGGCGGUAGUGGUGGUGGAAAUAAUUUUGGUAAUAAUCGUAAUCGUUUCGGUUUUCGUUCAGCUAAUAUAAUACGUCCAGCAUCAACUGGUAUUCCAGCACCAAGUAUUAUGACAGAAUUACAGGAUAAUACAAAUAAUAAUAACAAUAAUAAUAAUAGUAACAAUAAUACCGUUACAGUUAAGAGACGGUCAAAGAGUGCAUCAGGCGUUAGUAGUAGCCGUGAGAACAGCUACAGUUCUGAUAAUGAAAAGAAUAAUAGAAAUAACAACGGCGGUGUUGGUGGUAUUGGUAAUGUAGCUGGUGGUAAUAUAAUUACAAAACGUUCAACACUAGUGAAUCGUAACAAUGAUCAACAACAACAGCAACAAAAAGUUGUUAAUGAAGUACGUUUUGCUGAAAACCCAAAAAUAAAUUAUAUAACAUCAGUUCAUGAUAUCGAUGAUGAAUACAAUUCACGUCCGCAUUGGAAACAACAAAAUGAUAUUCGUAGAUCAGGUGGUAUGACUUCGGAAAUGUUAAGAAAUCAGUUUUUUAAUAGCGGUUGUAAUGCACCGAUGUCAUCUGGCAUGAUGAAUAGACAUGGUAAUAUGAUGAAUCAAAAUCAAAUUAUAACGACUGGAAUGCACACAAAUGUUAUUGUGAAACCAAAACCUAUUAUGACAACAACAACAGUAACAGCAUGUAAAUAUACAUUGCACACAGCUAGUCUACCAAAACCACAAUAUCCAGUGCCAAUAAGUUUAACAACAACUGCACCAUCAUCAUCGUCAUCAAUGGACAUAAAAAGUGCUAAACAAAUGGUAAAUAAUAAUCGUAAAGGUGUUUUUGGACCACGGGAUAUAUCGACUGAUUCAGGUUUAUCGAGUAUGGAUAAUACAAUUGAUAGUAGUAAUGCAUCUCGAUCAUCUGUCUUAAGAUCAAUAUCAUCAACUAAAGCUUCUGCAUCUGGUACUUCAAGUAAUGGUGGUUCUCCUAAGAAAUUAUCAAAAAAUCGACCAAGAAAUUUAGAAAUGGUUAUAAGCGGACGACAUAAAUUUGAAGUUCGAGAUUUAGAUGCUUUAAGUUCAUGUGACAAUGUUGAACCAUUGGCUCUACCGAAAUUACCAAGUGUUUUUUCAUCUGAAAAUCAACAGUUAGCUCCCUUGAGUGGAUUAGUACGAAGUAAUACAAUUUUAAGUCGAGAUUCAGCAUCGACAACACAAGAAUCUACACCGGAAGACAUGAGGAAGACGUCUAGAACAAAUUCAGAAAGUGACAGUAUAAAUGAAGAAAAACUAUUUAGAGAUAGAUCAACUGCGGAGAAAGACACAAAUAAAAACUCCACAAUCGGAUUAACCUCAAGUAAAAAUUCAUCUCCAGCAAGUUCUAGAGCAUCGUGGUGUCAAGCCGGUGAAUCAUUAGCAAUUAAAGAUUGUAGUAGUUUAAGUAUAAGUAGCAGUGAUGAUAGCAAAGAUAAUCAUUUAGGAAAGACAUUUACAAUACAAACAGAAGAAAUUAGCUCAAUAACAUUUGAUGAAAAGCCAAGUAUUUUUUCUUCACUAACAGAUUCUAGUGCCAUUUUUCCAAAAGUAUCAAAAAAUUAUGCACUAAAUAAUAAUGAUGAAAACAUAGUUGAUAAUAAAUUCGAUUUCUUAAUUAGCGAUUUUGAGGCACAAACUAAACAAAAUCAAAAUGAGGAACAAAAUUUACAGGAAAAACAAUUCGAAAGACCAAAAUCUAUAACAAAAGAUGUUGGUGAUCCAAUUAAAUUUGCUGAAAUGGCAGCAGCUGUAAGCGAUGUCCUCUUAGAUGAUGAAACAUCACCAACUGAUAGCUUAGUUAGUAGUACAGAAUCUGAAGAAGCAAUGCUAAAGAAAACUAAAAAGAAAACAAAUGAAGAACUUCCAGAAAAAGAUAUUGAUGAAAUUUCACCAGAAUUAGAUCCAUGUAGUCCAUUAUCACCUGGAACACCAACGCAUGCAUCUAAUUCAUUGUCAUUAUCAGAUAUUGGGAAAGAUUUUUUAAUUGAUGAUGAAAUUGCUGAUCAACCAGCAUUGUUAUUUAGCGAUAAGAAAAAUGAUACAAUUGAAGGUGGGCAACAUACAACAAAUUCUAUGACAGAUACAACUCCAACAUUAAUGGAAUCAAUUGGAAAUAAUGCUGUUUCACAAAGAUCAACCAAAAGUAAUUCGAAAUCAAGAAAUUUAAUGCAAGCUGCUAUUGAAUUAAGUUUAAGAACACCGAUUUCAUUAAGAAAAGCAACAAUGUUAAGUAAAGCAGAAUCUUGGGAUACAUUAUCACCAUGUGAAUCGAUUGCAUCAGAUGAUUUAAUGAUGGAUUUUGAAACAAGUAGUAUGGAUUCAAUUGAUAGAGUUUCACAAUCCAUUAAAGGUGUAAAUGCAUCUGCAUUAAAAGCAUUUGAUGAUGCAGAACUAUUAGCUGAAUUUGAGACGAAAGGCGAUGAAAUGAUUCGCGAAUGGAAUAAUAUAUUACGAGUUCAUAGAACUGGAAAAGACAGUAUUAUCUCACAUUUACCGGCUCGUGCAACACGUUUAUUAAAUCGUUCACGUCUCCAACAGCAAACACAACUUGGUAGUACAGCUGGAUCAGAUAGUCCAAAAUCAAAUGAUAGCUUUAAUUUAAAUCGUAAAAAUACAUCGUCCAGUAGAACAUCAUCAUUACAUUUAAGCAAUCGUGAAAUAAAUAGCUCAUCUGAUGAUCUAUUACUUUAUGAUAAAUCAUUUAGGAAUUCUAUGAUCCAGGAUGUUCUAUAUUUUAAAAAACAAUUAUUAAGAUUAAGAAGAAUUCUGCAGGAGGACGAAGAAUGUUUGCAGAGGACCGAUACUCUCAACCCAUUUGAAGUCAACAAUGGGCAAUUCUUUGCCUCACCAGUACAUGGUACAACAGGAGCAGCAACAACAACAACAGCACAAUCUGCAAUAACUAAUAAUCAGCAACAACAACAUCAAUCAACAAAAAAUAAUCAUGGUGGCAGUGGUAACAGUAUUUCUUCCAAUCAAAGUGAUUUACUUGCACAACAGUAUUUUGUCGGCAGUAGCGGUGGUAGCGAUAAUGAAAAACAUUUUGGAAAUAGUUUACAAUCGUUGACAUCAUUAGAUGAUCCAAUACAAGAAUUAGCGGAUUUACGUAGACAGGUGGUUUAUCUUCAGAGUCAAGUUGAUGAUCGUGAAAGAACAAUACGUUUUCAAAAGAAUUUAAUUGAAAAAUUAGAAAAUGAAAGUGAAAAAUCACGUGAAUCAUUUGCAAAUCCUUCCUUAAAUGCUUCAGCUUUAGAAAAAGAAGUUGUUAAUACAGCAACACAAACAGAAAGAGUUCGUCCAUUAUCAAUAGGUCAGGAGGGUCUAAGCAGAAGUAAACCAGAAUAUACAAGUUAUACGAUUAAUAUUCCAAAUUCGGGAUCAUCAACAACAACAACUACAACUGAAAUUAUAUCACCAUCUGUUACUGGUAUAAAUUUUUUUAAUUCAAAUAAUAAUCAUCAUCCAACAUCAAGACGUCAUACAGUUAUAUCAACAACAUUUACUAAUUUAUCAAAUAAUCAUUCAACAAUGUUACCAUCAACAAAUAAUAAUAAUAAUAAUAAUAAUAAUCAUUCAAUUAUCAAUGGUAAUAAUAAUAAUAAUAUUAAUAAUAAUAAUCAUAAUAAUAAUAGUUAUAGACGAGCAUCAAUACCAUGGGAGAAAUUAAUAUAUAAACCAGUUAAAACAACAUUAAUUGGUGAACCAAUUUCAACAAUAAAUUAUAUAAAUAGCAAUAAUAAUAAUAUUAAAAAUAUUAUUAAUGAUAAAAAUAAUGAUAAUAGCAAUAAUAAUAUUGAUAAAAAUAAUUCUCCUAUAAUACCACCAACAAUUUUAAAAACAACAACAACAAUUAUUUCUUCACAAAUUGAUAAAAAUAAUAAAAAGAAUUUAUUAAAUAAUAAAAUGAUUGAUUCCACAAAACGUUAUCAAAAUGAAGAAAAUGGCAAAAUUAAAGAAAAUUAUUUAUUAAAUGGUAACAACGGUGGUAUAGAAAAUGGUAGAUGUGAACAAAAUCAAUCAAUAUAUCAAAAACAACAGCAAACACAAAUGCAACAACAACAGCAGAAACAACAACAACAACACUCAACGAAUAUGCUAUCAAAUUCAAUAAAUAAUAAUAUACAAAUUGAUUGUAAUAAUGCAACAAUUUUAAAUAAAAAUUUAUUACAAAAUGGUGGAAAUUUUAAUAAUAAUGAAAUUGAUAUUAAUAUGAAAAUAAAUAAGAAUAGCAGUAAUAGUAAUGGUAUAAUGAAAUUCAAUUCAGAUAAUCAAUAUAAUGGAAAUGCAAGAAAUUCAAAAUUAAAUAAUCUUAAAUAUAAUUUUAUUAAUAAUAAUAAUAAUACUAAUAAUAAUAAUAAUAAUAAUAAUAAUAAUUGCUUUGAUGUAAUUGUAACUAAAACAAAUACAAAUAAAACUACUAGUAAUAAUGGAUCAGUUACAACAAUAGUCUGAAUAAUAUAAAACAAAAAAAAAAUAUCUAAGAUAUUGUUAUACAAAUACACGUCAUAUAACUAUAUAUAAAUUAUAUUAAAUACACAUUACAUAAUAUAUAUUUAUUUAUAAAAGAACAAAAUUUCAAAAAAAAAUAUAUAUAUAUAUACAUAAACACAAUAUAUUGUAGAAAAAUGAUUGAAACGCUAUGGCAAUAUUCUAUAUAUGAACAGAAACUGAAGAAAACUAUUUAAUAAUUAUUAUUAAAGAAUAAUAUAACAAAAAAAAUAUUCUAAGAAUAAUUAAUUAAAAGUAUAAUAGGUAGGCUAAAAAUAGGGACUGAUUGAUAGAAUGGAAAUAUAAAAAUUAAAUAAUUAAAUAAUUUAUAUAAUUAAUUUUAAAUUAUUAAAAAGAAAAAUAUAAGAAAUAAUUUGGAAAAAUUAAUGAGAAAAAAUAAUCAAAUUUAAUUUUUAUUAAAAUUUUUUAAUUUAAUUUAAUUAUUUUUUUUUAAAGUAUAACAGUUAUAAUUUAAUUUAUUUUUUUAAUUUUUAUUAAUACAUACAUGAUUUCUAAAUACAAACAAAUAUUUUGUUAAUUUUUUUCUGUAAUUUAGAAUAUUGUUCAAAAAUAUCAAUAAAAUCGCAAUUGUCUCAAAAAUUAAAUAAAAAUAAAACAAAUAUUUUAAUUAUUAAUGUUAAUUUUUUUAAUUACAAUUUAAAGAAAAUUUUUAUUAAAAUUUAUUUUGUAUUUAAUUAUGAAUAUUUUUGUUUUUUUUUACAUUAUUUACCUAUUUAUACA
Messenger RNA from Condylostylus longicornis, 7823 nucleotides. RefSeq lists its product as uncharacterized. The coding region runs from base 813 to 7046 and encodes 2077 amino acids. NCBI's taxonomy places the organism in Eukaryota, Metazoa, Arthropoda, Insecta, Diptera, Dolichopodidae. The transcript has 16 exons. The record is from RefSeq and is a predicted model, not a curated record.